AUGGGCAAGAAGCCAAAGCAGAGCCACCCCAAGAGCGGAGCUCGAGCUCCACCAACAAUGGCGCCACCUCCGCUCCUCCGCGCUUUAAAACACCUCUCCUCAUCCUCUCGCUAUCGAAGCUACUUCCGAGGCUCGCCUCUCUCCCCUCCGCCUCGUCGUCGUCUCCUUCCUCCUCCUCCUCCUCCUCCCGUCCUCCUCUUCGGCCUCCCAUGGCGGAGGGGUAAUCCCCUCUCCGCUCGAUUCUACUCCUUCGAUGUAUCAAUGAGUUCCCGCACGAUCCCGGCGCCUUCACCAGAAAACACCUCUCCUCAUCCUCUCGCUAUCGAAGCUACUUCCGAGGUCGCCUCUCUCCCCUCCGCUCUCGUCGUCGUCUCCUUCCUCCUCCUCCUCCUCCUCCCCGUCCUCCUCUUCGGCCUCCCAUGGCGGAGGGGUAAUCCCCUCUCCGCUCGAUUCUACUCCUUCGGUAUCAAUGAGUUCCCGCACGAUCCCGGCGCCUUCACCCAGGGCUUAUUAUAUGGAGGGAAUGAUACACUAUUUGAGUCCACAGGUCUUUAUGGAAGGUCAUCAGUUCGAGAGGUUCUUCUCAAGACAGGAAAGGUACAGGCUUAUCAUGCAAUGGAUGGAUCUUUAUUUGGAGAAGGUCUUACUCUUUUAGGUGAAAGGUUGUUUCAAGUAACUUGGUUGCGGAAAACUGGUUUCAUAUAUGAUCGAUACAACUUCAGCAACCGAGAGUUGUUUACUCAUGACAUGAAAGAUGGGUGGGGACUGGCGACUGAUGGAAAAGUUUUAUUUGGGAGUGACGGAAGCUCAACUUUAUAUCAGCUUGAUACUAGGACCUUGAGAGCUAUAAAAAGUGUAACUGUCAGGUACAAAGAUCGUGAAAUUCCGUUUCUUAAUGAACUGGAGUAUGUAAAUGGCGAAGUAUGGGCAAAUAUUUGGAUGACAGAUUGCAUAGCCAGAAUCUCUCAUAAAGACGGUCUCGUGGUUGGUUGGAUUCUUCUUCAUGAGCUAAGGCAACGCUUGUUACAAUCUGGACAUACUGCUAUAGAUGUUUUGAACGGCAUUGCUUGGGAUAAGGAAAUGAACCGAUUAUUUGUAACUGGAAAACUGUGGCCGAAGCUUUACGAGAUUAAACUUCGUCCUAUAACCGACCCUUCAAAUGGAAGAAUAGAGAACCUAUGCCCAAUUGGAGCAUAAAUCGGUAAACGAAGAUGCCGACUUCAUUAUAUGGAUAUACGACUAAAACACACACCAGAAUAGAUCGCCAGAAACUGUACUCUGAUCUUCGGCUGGAUGGUUUUCUGUCGACAACUACGAAUGCCAAUUGAACGAGGUAUUUUUGAGACAUUUGGGAAUAUGUGCUUUAAAAUUGAUCUGCAAAUUACGUAAAAUAUAUGAUUAAUACUAUUUAUGUGGGGUUGGUUAAUACUGAUCUUAAUUCCCCUAUGAAAAAUGUAUCCAUGAAUGGCAUGUAGUGUAUUUUUGUUUUUUUGUUUGGGGGGUUUGUUGCAGAACAGCUUGUAUGUGAGGGAUCUCCAUGCAUUUUUACCAUAAAAGUAAGUAAAUUUGCCCCCUUAUGGUUUA
Molecule: messenger RNA, 1584 nt
Organism: Ananas comosus (pineapple)
Lineage: Eukaryota; Viridiplantae; Streptophyta; Magnoliopsida; Poales; Bromeliaceae
Product: glutaminyl-peptide cyclotransferase
Molecular function (GO): glutaminyl-peptide cyclotransferase activity
Source: RefSeq, a predicted model, not a curated record